Molecule: messenger RNA, 1545 nt
Organism: Saccharomycopsis crataegensis
Lineage: Eukaryota; Fungi; Ascomycota; Saccharomycetes; Ascoideales; Saccharomycopsidaceae
Exons: 1
Coding region: 1-1545 (514 amino acids)
Biological process (GO): transmembrane transport
Cellular component (GO): plasma membrane
Molecular function (GO): transmembrane transporter activity
Source: RefSeq, a predicted model, not a curated record
AUGAACUCACUACUGAAUGAAAAAGUCUUCACUUCCUCGGGGUUUGAGGACUUUGACCAGGAAAUCAUUGACACAACCCCAGACGAUUUCUACACUUCGGAAAAUACAAAAAAAUUGAGAGUUGAAGAACUUGCCAACCGUUACAAUAUCAAUGAAAAGAAACUUCUUUGGAAGCUUGAUGUUCAUGUGGUUUUUCCCUUUGCCAUAGCGGCCUUCAUCUCGUUCUUAUGUCGUUCCAAUCUUGGUCUUUUACAGAUCGAAGGGAUUUAUUUCUCCCUUGAAAUGACAGAAUUAUCAUUAUUUACAGCUUAUGCGCUUUUCUUUGCCCCUUAUUUCGCUUUCCAAUUCAUUUCAAAUAUCAUUUUGAAAAGAGUUCGUCCUCACUUUUGGAUCGCACUUUCCGUGUUGUUGUACGGCUGUGUAACUUUGGCUACCGCUUGGGUGAAAACUAGAGGCCAAUUUACUGCAUGUCAAUUUCUUCAUGGAUUAUUCCAAUCAGGUGUGGAAACCGCGAUGUACUAUAUCUUGGCCCAGUAUUACGAGCCUUCAGAAUCCCAAAAAAGAUUCGGGGGUAUCUACUCGGUACAAUGUCUUGCAGGUGCCGUCAGUACUGCCAUCACUUAUGCUAUCGAUACUACUUUGAUCAACAAGUACCAUCGCGCGGAAUGGAGAUGGUUGCUAAUUAUCGAAGGUUCUAUGGCAAUUGUUUCUUCGGUGAUCUUGUUCUUCAUCAUUCCUGACUUUCCUGAAAAUGCUAGAUUUAUUGAUGAGGACGAGACCUCAUUUCUUGUCAAGAAAUUGGAAAUUUAUCAAGGUAAAUCUGGUUUUGACUUGGAAGUUUCCAACAAAGAAUUGUUCUCAAUGUUCGUCGACCCAGUGGUUUUGCUUCCCGCUAUGGCUUCUCUCGGGAUUUGUUAUGCCACCUACUGUUACGCUUUCUUUGAGCCAAUUUUCUUGACGGAGAUUAUGGGCAGCAGUAUUGCCAAUGUCAACAAAAUGUCGGUUUUCCCAUGGAUUUGUGCUUUUGUUUAUGGGAAUUUCAUAGGAUAUUUGUCAGAUAAACUCAAAAUGAGAUUCCCAUUCGUGGUUUUGAACCUCCUUUUGACCUUGGUCGGCGGUGCACUUGCCUUCUCUCAUCCUCUUAGUACUGUUCCUGAUUAUACCAAGUAUUCUGGGUUAUUCUUAAUUGUUUCUGGAUCCUAUGCUGCAACACCUUUGUUGAUUUGUUGGGCAACAACCAACCUUGGUGGCCAUACCAGAAAGAACCUUGGAAUUACUAUGACUAUCAGUUUCGGAAGUUUGAGUGGUCUUGUGUGUAUUUUCCCAUUUCUUAAUGACAACCCACAUAGAUACACUAAAGGAUUCAGCACUGGGUUUGGAUUCUUGCUUCUUUCGUUAGGUUCUUCAAUUGCUUACUUCUUUGUGUUAAGGUCAGCAAACUUGAAAAAGAGAACCAACGAUUAUAAAAUGAAAUUUGGGGAAAAUAGUCAAAGAAAGCAAAUCAUUCUAGGGGAUAGAAAUCCAGCUUUUGAUUAUAACUAUUGA